Brettanomyces bruxellensis is the source of this 1524-nucleotide messenger RNA. RefSeq lists its product as uncharacterized. The transcript has a single exon. The record is from RefSeq and is a predicted model, not a curated record. Bases 1 to 1524 code for a protein of 507 amino acids. Gene Ontology annotation, cellular component: fungal-type cell wall; cytoplasm. NCBI's taxonomy places the organism in Eukaryota, Fungi, Ascomycota, Pichiomycetes, Pichiales, Pichiaceae. Gene Ontology annotation, molecular function: 1,3-beta-glucanosyltransferase activity. Gene Ontology annotation, biological process: fungal-type cell wall (1->3)-beta-D-glucan biosynthetic process.
AUGAAAGUCAAUAAUUUUCUCUAUCUGCACCUACCACUUUUAGUCAGCGGGGUUCCGACAAUUCAGAUCCAUGGAAAUAAAUUCUUUUAUGACAAUGGAACCCAGUUUUAUAUCAAAGGUGUCGCAUAUCAAAAGGAUACAUCUGAUCUUUCAUUAGGAGAGAUGUAUGUGGAUCCCUUAGCAAAUGAAGCUGCAUGUAAAAGAGAUAUUCCAUACCUUCAAGAGCUUCACACAAACUUGAUCAGAGUUUACGCAAUUCAUAGUUCUAAAUCGCAUGAUGCUUGUAUGAACAUGCUUUCAAACGCUGGAAUUUAUGUUUUAGCCGAUUUAUCAUCACCGAAUGAAUCAAUCAUUACUUCUGACCCUUCAUGGAAUACGGAUAUUUACAGAAGAUACACAUCCGUAAUUGACUCUUUACAAAAAUACGAUAAUGUUCUUGGCUUCUUUGCAGGAAAUGAGGUAAUUACAAAUUACACAAACACCGGAGCUGCUCCUUAUAUUAAGGCCGCAAUUCGUGAUGUAAAGAAAUACAUGGUUGACAAAGGCUAUAGAAACAUUCCAGUGGGAUACUCGGCAAACGAUGACGCAGACACUAGAGAGAAGUCAGCAAGGUACUUUGCCUGUGGUAACGAAACAGAAAGAGCAGACUUUUAUGGAAUUAACAUGUAUGAAUGGUGUGGAUACUCUUCUUUUAAGACUUCGGGGUAUGAAGAAAGAACCAAAGAAUUUUCAGACUUGAAUAUACCUGUAUUUUUUUCUGAAUAUGGCUGUAACAGUAUAAGGCCUCGUAAAUUUACAGAGGUCGAGGCCUUAUUUUCCGAACAAAUGACUGAUGUUUGGGCCGGCGGAAUUGUUUACAUGUACUUUGAAGAGGAAAACAAGUAUGGUCUUGCUUCAGUUAAAGAUGGGAAAAUUUCAACACUAGAAGACUUCAAGAACUUGAAAACACGGAUGGAAGGUAUUAAUCCAACUGUUGGUAGUUACUUUACUACGAGUAAGACCGAAACAACUGCAAGCUGUCCAACGACCAACAAAUAUUGGCAGGUAAGUCCAGUAUUACCUCCUACGCCCAAUGAUGAACUUUGUCAAUGCCUCGAAAAAACACUUUCAUGCGUUGCUUCGCAUAAACUUAAAGAAAAAGAAUUUGGAAAGCUCUUUGCAACAGUAUGUGGAAUGGUGGACUGUUCUGAGAUUACUUCAAAUAGCAGCUCAUUUGGAACCUUCUCAUUUUGUUCUCCAAGGCAGAAACUUUCGUUUGUGAUGGAUAAAUACUACAAGAGCCAGGAAGAAGAGGAAACGGCAUGUAAUUUUAAUGGGGCUGCAAGUAUUGCAAGAGUGUAUGGUCAACCAAAAACUUGCUACCAAAUGAUUUAUUCAGCUACGGCAACUCCAGAUGAAGAAGAAUCCGAUAAAGGAUAUACAAAUCUUUCAGCAUCUCUAUCUCCGGUUUAUACUAAUACCAUUUACCUGUGUGUGAUCUCGGUGACUAUUGGAAUCCUUACCCUUUGUGCUACCCUUGCUUAA